AUGGCGGGUCGAAAUCUUGGUCUUCGGAGACGUAGCGUUCCGGGGACUCCGCUGCCGCCGCGUGGGCAGAAACCUGCCACACCUCGACAGGAUCUCCUCGCCAGGGAGGAAGAAUAUAAGCGUUUAAAUGCAGAAUUGGAGGCAAAAACAGCUGACCUGGUUCGACAAGCUGAGGAAGUAAUAAGAGAUCAGCAAGAGGUACGAGCCAGGUCUUUUUCAACACAAAAUAAAUCAUAUGAAGAGAAAGAUGAUUUUAAUACAAGAGGUCUAUUAUCGUCUGAAGAAAUAGUUCAUCUACAUUCAGAAAGUAAGCCAAAGACCAAAAAUAUUGGUUCUGUAAACAAAGUUCAAAACAAACUGCACUCUGCAAAUAAAGGAAUUAAAACAAAUUCAAGUGUUAAAUUGAAAUACUCGGAUAUACAAAUUGCUGAUGAUGUUGCCAUUCCAGAGGAUUUCUCAGACUUUUCUCUUUCGAAAACCAUUAGCAAAAUUGAAGGGCAACUGGAGGAAGAGGGCUUACCUGAAGAUGAUGACAUUUUCUCCGGUGUGAGUAAAGACAUUGGAACAGAGGCACAGAUCAGAUUUCUAAAAGCCAAACUCCAUGUUAUGCAGGAGGAAUUGGAUAAUGUUGUUUGUGAAUGCAAUAAAAAGGAAGAUGAAUUGCAGGAUUUAAAGUCUCAAGUAAAAAACCUUGAAGAAGAUUGUGUGAGACAGCAACGAACAAUUAAUAUGCAACAUUCCCAAAUAGAAAAAUAUAAAAAUCUUUUUGAAGAAGCAAAUAAAAAAUGUGAUGGAUUAGAACAACAGUUGACUUUAAUAGAAAGGGAAUUAGAAAAUAAAAGACGACUACAAAAACAGGCUGCCUCUACCCAAAGCACCACAGAAGUCCGCUUGAAUAGAGCCCUAGAAGAAGCAGAAAAGUAUAAACUGGAGUUAAGUAAAUUAAGACAAAACAACAAGGAUAUAGCAAAUGAAGAACACAAAAAAAUUGAAAUGUUAAAAUCAGAAAACAAGAAGCUAGAAAAACAAAAAGGAGAAUUAAUAAUAGGGUUUAAGAAACAAUUAAAAUUAAUUGAUGUUUUAAAAAGGCAGAAGAUGCACAUUGAAGCUGCCAAGAUGCUCUCUUUCACUGAAGAAGAAUUUAUGAAGGCACUUGAAUGGGGCAAUUCAUGAAUGAUCUACUUCAAUUAGUCUCUAUAACUUAAAAAGUUAAAACUUUUUAGUUUCACAAAAAUCUUCAAAGAUUUCCUAAUUAGAU
Molecule: messenger RNA, 1258 nt
Organism: Marmota flaviventris (yellow-bellied marmot)
Lineage: Eukaryota; Metazoa; Chordata; Mammalia; Rodentia; Sciuridae
Gene: Tex9
Product: testis expressed 9
Source: RefSeq, a predicted model, not a curated record